Molecule: messenger RNA, 702 nt
Organism: Rangifer tarandus platyrhynchus (Svalbard reindeer)
Lineage: Eukaryota; Metazoa; Chordata; Mammalia; Artiodactyla; Cervidae
Source: the annotation of a GenBank genome assembly
AUGGUGCACACACUUGUCAGAAAGGUCGAGGCCACCAACCUGUUCUUGUCCUCCUGGAUCUUAGUCUUCUUGGCUGUAGGAAUCACCAUAGAGGAAUGGAUUGUACUGAAGUUGGGACCCCAAGGCCCUAUAAUAAGCCACAGUCCGUGGAUAUGUUGUACUUCCCUGUGGCCAGCAGAGGGCCUGGAAAUGGUCAGGAAUAUUCUGAUUGUGGUGGUCAGCCUUUCCUUCAUGCAUAACUUGCUUCUGGGUUUUGAAUUCACCUAUAUGAUUCCUCAAACCAAAUAUACUCUCAUUAUGACUGCCUGCCUCGCUUUCCUCACAGGCAUCCUUCUGCUCAGUGCACUCCUCCUGUAUCACCACGUGCUAAAUCAAGGUAAAUUCGUGUACUACUUGAGUUACAAGAUCUGCUGGAUCAGUUUCACUGCAUACUUAAACGCUGUAUUGUUAUUUGCCUCUGGAUUCCUCUCUCUCUUACAGUACAAGCAGUCCAUCAAUGGUUCUGGCAGCCUGAUCACCACCUGCAAAUCUGCCAGAGAAAGUCAGGUUAUGGAGAAACAUGGGGUUUCUAUCAAAGUCGUCUCGUUACCAGCAGGUACUGCAAUGCCUCGUAGUAUUGUCCGUGUACACUCUGCCCACAUGAAAGAAGAUUCUUCAGAAAGACUGAAUGUCCAAGCGCGUCGUGUAACCUGGGCUCUAUGA